CCCUCUCGGUGCGGAAGUGCUGUCCUCAAGAGCAACAGCAGCAGCAGCAGAGGUACUACCAGAGCUGCUACUGUUUUGGAAGAGCAGAACGGCGAUUUAGUGGCCGUUUUUCCUAAGCCCUUGUCUCUCCUUUCGGGGCUCGUCACCGUUCAUCUUGACCGUGGAGCUUAGCAGUAUUAUGCGAGCGGAGUGUGGGAGCACCGUGUGAAGUGAGUUUCCUUGAAUCAUCUAUAUGGGCCAUCUUUUUUCGAAAAAUGGUUAUCGCCUGAAGAAGAGGACACGCAAAUUGCAUCACAGGAAGAAGAAGAAGAGGAACUGUUUUCUGCACGGGCCCUGCAUGCUCUGCUUUAUCGUCCACGGCAACAGCGGUGGUUUCGACGACGAGAGCGACCACUUCGAGGCCAACGGGUGUCGACACAACAGCAUCACGGGAAUCAGCGUCUCAGGUGUUGGCGGAGUCGGCAUCGGAGCGGCAGCUGCCACGAAGCUUGCGGAGCGAUACGCGACCCUCGCAUCUCCGGAGGAUUGCUCCAAGUUCUUGUUGUCACCGAGAGAACUUGCUAUCUGGGAGGGCCAGGGGAGGAGCCUUUUGUCAGCUGUUCCUGCCAAACUAAUUCCACCACCGGCCCUCUUCCGAACCGCUGGUGUGUCUGUGACUGUGCCCAUACCUGUGCCUGUGCCCGGCUGCACCAGCGAUUACACAGAGAUGGUGUGUAAGAGGAAGUGCUCAGAGGUGCAAAGGUGCACCCCUUGUAAGCAGCCGCGCUGUGCCUUCGCUGCUCCUGAUGGAGGGCUGGAGAAUGGAGGUGGGGGGGAGGCGGCCUCGAACUCUGAAACGGGCCAUUGCCACCUUCCCCUUUGCCCGCUUCCCUCCUCCUCUUCCUCCUCCGCUUCCUCUUCUUCCUCACCUGCUGAUGGCUGCUGUGGGUUGGGUCUUCACGCCGAUUUGCCCCACAGUUCUGACUCGUCCCCGCCCUGCGCACAUAACUAUGACGACUGCCAGGCAAGAAGUUCUGAAGCUGCUGAUCACUUGAGUAUCAAUCAUCUGCCUUCCUCCAUCCUUCUUAAGGUGCUGUCUCACCUGACAGUAAAGGAGCGCUGUCUUUGUGCCUCUCUGGUUUGUAAGUACUGGAGGGACCUCUGCUUGGACUUCCAGUUCUGGAAGCAAAUCGACCUCAGUGGCCUACAACAAGUAAAUGAUGAUCUUCUGGUGAAAAUAGCUUCUCGGAGGCAGAAUGUGACCGAGAUUAACAUCUCGGAUUGCAGGGCGGUCCAUGACCACGGCGUGUGCUCCCUGGCUUCACAGUGUCCUGGCUUGCAGAAAUAUACCGCCUACCGCUGCAAGCAGCUGGGUGACAUUUCUUUGUGUGCUUUGGCUACACACUGCCCUCUUCUGGUGAAGGUGCAUGUGGGCAACCAGGACAAACUGACAGAUGCAGCAUUGAAAAAGCUGGGGGAGCACUGCAGUGAGCUGAAAGACAUCCACUUGGGUCAGUGCUACGGUAUCUCAGAUGACGGCAUCAUGGCCUUGGCGAGAGGAUGCCCUAAACUGCAGAGACUCUACUUGCAAGAGAACAAAAUGGUCACUGAUCAGUCUGUGCGGGCAGUAGCAGAACAUUGUCCCGAGCUGCAGUUUGUCGGCUUCAUGGGAUGCCCCGUGACCUCUCAGGGAGUCAUCCAUCUGACUGCGCUGCGUAACUUGAGCGUCCUGGAUCUGCGACACAUCUCGGAGCUCAACAACGAGACGGUGAUGGAAGUGGUGAGGAAAUGUCGCAACCUCAGCUCUCUCAACCUUUGCCUGAACUGGAGCAUCAACGACAGGAGAUGGAUGGAUGGUCGCAAACAUGACAGAGGAAGGAAUGGAAAUUGGUGAGAGUAAUGAGCAGUGAUGGACAGAUGGAGCGAUAAGGAUGGAGGGGAAGGCAGAGAAGCUUUUUAGGUGGAUAGACAGAUGGAAGAAUUGAUGGAUGGAAGAAUGCAAAUUAAUGGGUUUCUGAAGCAUUUAGGCCCGUGUUCACAGUGAGAAAGGACUUUUAAAGGAAGGUAAAAAAAAAAAGGAGGAAGGACACCAUUUCUGGACCCCAGCAAGCGCUUAGUGGAUCCUCUCUUUCACCAUUGAAUAAACUCCACAGGUGAAUAACAAAGAGCGCCUGAUGGCCAUGCAUUCAUCCUACGCUUUUAGUCAUACACUUAAAUGUUAUUACCUAUCAGAAUAAAGUGAAUUAUUAAUGCUGGAAAAGGUUUCUCUAUUAAGUACAAAUGUGUUUGGUAUGUUUUCUUGUGUUUUGUCCUAUUUUUAUCUGUGUUUUCAGGGUUUGUCUUCUUUCAAUUGUCCUUAAUUGACCAAGAUUUUUGCCUCAGCUGCUAACAAGAAAAGUUCCCUCUUCUUUACUUGCACUUGCCAAUUAAAGUGUCUCAGAGUCUGAUGAUGAUUCCGAUAAGAGCGGUGAAACUGCGGGAGUGUGGCACCCGAAGAUGUAUUACUGAUGGGCAGAUUGUGAAAGUGAUUGAAAGGAGGAUUUGGAGUGAAUUACAGCCACGGUAGCUGGCAGUGCCGAUCGUGUCCUUGAGAUGAGACGGCGUGAUGCGGACCGCAAGGUGUGGCCGUGUGACAUUAAUUCACACAUUACCAUAUCUGCCACACACAUCUCAUGCGGGAAGACAUCUGUCCACCCUAGCUGUGUGUAAGAUAGAAGUAUAGGCAAACAUUCAUUCAUGCGCUGACACACUCGCGCGCAGAGGUGUGGACCAGUGCCAUCACAACUCUUCCUCUGCUCACAGUUGACCCGCUCCCUGAAAGACAAGUGGUAUUGACAGAAGUAUGUAGUUAGGGAUGUAGCAGCAGUGUGCGUUUGUGCGCGCUUGCGUUCGGUGUGCAAAAAGUGGGUGUAUCUGCCAGCGAUAGGGGCCACACUCCCAGUUGUCAUUUUAUAACAGCUUGUAGACAAACUCAUUACAUCCAACACCUGCUCUCAUCACGUACACCGAGGACGCGCAAGUGUGUGUGGGAAGCAUGCGUGCAAGUCAAGUGUAUGAAUUCUCUAUAAUUUAGCUGCAGUCAUCUAUGUUUGAGUCUUCUUUGGCAGCAACUUGAAGUGACAGCUAUUUUGUGCCUUUUAGAGAUUGUUGAUGUUUGAACCAUCUUCUUCUGCAGCUUUGCUCAGUGAACAAGGGGCAUCUUGUUCAUAUUUCCCUCUUCUUCGCGUUUUACUUUGCGCGUCUGAGUUGCAAAUUAGGAGCAGCAACUACACGAGUAACUGUCUUUUCCUAAGUGAAUGCAGAACAAGGUCUCACACUGAAAAAAAUUGCAGUUAACUUACAAAGAAGACAGACUGCCAGCUUCUGAGAGCUUUCUUGAGAAGUGGAGAUGAUGAAACGAUGACACCCAACUUCAGCUGAUCCUCCAGACCUCUUUUGUUGUCUUUGUUUUGCCUGAGUUUUCGUCAUUUAAACACAAAUUACUAGUGAACAAUUCUCAUAGAUCUUCUUUUUUUUUUUUUUUAUAGCUGUGACAGAGUCAUGAGGUUAUUCACAAAUUGGCAUAACCCACAUUCAGGCGUGCAUCAGUCUGCAGCCAGAUAUUUAGAAUCCAUUUAUACGAAGAUUUUGGCAGUGACUGCAUGUGAUGGACGAAUAUAAAGUGUCCCUCCUCUGAGCUGUGGUGCAGGUAAACCUACCUUUACAUACAGUAAGCCAGUAAUCCAGACACAUUUUUUUCAUUUAAGCUAAUACAUUUUGGGCAGAUCAGCUGAAAUUGAACAUUCUUUUUUUUGUUUUAAUUAAUUUGUGAGAUAUUUGUUAGAUAUUACAACCGGAGCAAUGGGAGAUUUUGAGAGUGUUUGUAUUUGUUGAGCCACUGGAAGGCUUUAAUAACAUAUUAAAGUGUAGCCAUUACCCUUUUUUGUUGUCAGAUCAUACAAAAUAAAUUUUAAAAAGACAUUGCUUUUAUUUUUUUCCCAAAUAAAGUGUGUGGAAAGUGGAGGAGAUGGGCAGUACAGGUUGCUACUGUACUCUUAAUGUAGCCAAGCCUUCCCUAUAAUCCCUAAAAGUUGACAGGGGGAUUAGAGGGAUAAUCCUCGUGUCUUUUCUUUUCCACCAUCCUCACUACUGUUACCUUUCUUCUCAUUUUCUCCCCCUUACUGUUCCGUCGCGACAAGACGCAGACAAGACAGCGCUAAAGAGAGAAUCAGCACAAGAAUUAGUGUGUCUGUGUCUGUGUGUGUGCGCGCAUAUGUGAAAUGAAGUCCAGUGGGAGAAUCCGAGAGGCUGAGAAUAAUUAGCUCCAGCCUAAUGCCAGGUCAGCCUUUUGUAGCGUUCGUCUAGAUACCGAGUUUAUGCAUACAGUGCGUGUGUGUAGGUGUGUGUUUCUCAAUGUAUGCUCAUCCUUGCAUGGGCAUGCCCUAUUCUAAACUGUUUACACUGAGGUGAACGCUGGCAGACAACAUUGUGGUUAUAGAGUUUAUUCUUUCCCACUGCCCUUGACCAGUCUCUUAACACAGAGAGCAGAAAGAUAAGAGAGGAUUUACACACAAUACUGAAGCCAUUAGCGUCUGGCUUUUCUCCCCCUCUUUCGCUCUCUCUGGGGUUUGUUUAGUGUUAUCAGAUCCACUGGGAUGUGUGGAUGGCAGAUUGAAUGUCCACAGCCAUGGAAAAGGCCAAAGAUGUCUAACCUCCCAUUCACACACUGCUAUCCUCAUCAACAGAGGGCCCUUUGUCCCACAGCAGUCAACGAGAUGGACAGUACAAGAUAAUUGCAUUUGGACAAUAACCGUCUCCUCUGUUUGUUUGAAUGCGUACAGUCUCUUUGGGAUGAAACGGUAGAUGAGUGCGGCUGUGCGGGAGGGAGGAGGGGUGAGUGAUUCUGUUUGUUUGUCUUUGUGUGUCUCUGAAUUUCUCUAUCUGUAUGCACGUAUGAAUGAAUGGGCUCGAUAAAAGAUUUUUUGGAGCAACAUCCAAUGGCGAGCUGUCAUCGUCUAUCUCACAGGUUGAAUGGUGACUGGCAGGGACUAGACAGUGAAGUCAUAACUUGACUGAUAAGAUUCUUCAGGAGCUGCUAUCGGACCCCCCUAAACCAGCAGGGAAGCCAAAUGGAGCUGAAUGGCAGCAUCUCAUUUCCUCCAAUGAUGUCAUUUCUCUUUGAUCCAGGUGCGAUCUGGUGAAAAGCAUGGGAACAUGUGAAUUUUACACAAAUGUGCAUGUGCGUUCGCAAGUGAUCCUAAUUCAAUAUACUGAGAUAUUUUCAGAGUUAUGUGUAAACUAUAAAAAAACUAUACACAUUAUGUGAGGUUACCCAUACUGUAUGUUUAUGAAUAGAUGGAAAGCCUGGAGUUUGUUUAACUGAUAUCAUCUUUGUUCUCAGUGACUCUGACAAUAAUAUCCACUUAGGCUGAAAUUGUUUGUAUAUUGCCAAAGUUCAGGGCUAUACAGUGAGCACUGUUUCACUGUUAAUGGGUGUAUUCAGUUUGCUUCAAUUCAAUUUAGUUUGCCUCAAGGCGCUUUAUAUUGUAAGGUAAAGACCCUACAGUAAUACAGAGAAAACCCCAACAAUCAUAUGACCCACUAUGAGCAACCACUUUGGCAAAACUGGGAAGGAAAAGCUCCCUUAACAGGAAUAAACCUCCAGUAGAACCAGGCUCAGGAAGGGCCGGUCAUAUGCCGUGACCGGUUGGGGUUAGGGGAGGAAGACAGGACAGAGACACUCUGUGGAAGAGAGCCAGAGAUGAAUAAUUACUAACAAUUAAAUUCAGAGAGGUGUAUAAACACCUCUUAAUACUUCGUACACAGUGUUACAGAGAAAUCUACGGAUGAUUGGAUAACAGUGGAAAGGUCUGUGAGCUGAAACGAUCUAGGAAUGUAUCACCAAAUGCCGUUUCCACAGUGGCUCCCAACUUCUUUAUUUGUCGGGUUCUUUUUACCCCCACCCCUGACAUUAGUUAGGGAGCUGCUGCUCAUGCACCUCGCAAAGCUCAAGAUGUUGUGACGACCCUUAAAAACAACUUAAUCACUUCAUCAUUUCUCAGUAAAAAGCAGUCAGUGUUUAACGAGAAAAAAAGGAAAGCGGAAAUAUAAUCCCCUAUUACUCGUAAUGGCUGAAACAGGGUUGGGCAUUGGUCCUGUGCAGAGACUACGGACAGCUUUGGUUAUUAUUGUCUGUUCACUGUUGUGAGGCAGCAUUGUCGCAAACAGCCAGUCUGUGCGCUACUCUUGCUUGUGCUGUUUUUGGGCCAUCAGCUAAUCGGAGAGAGUGUGAAGUUAUACAACGAGCUACAACAAAACUGUGUUAAAAACAAUGAAAAGUGUCCUGUCUGUGCAUUUUAUGUUGAUUUUUUUUAAGGAUCUUUGAUGGAUUGCAUGCUUUUCCCACUUGUGGUGAACUCAACUGUCGAUCCUUCUCCUGUUCCAGCCCACCUAUAAGCCAAUCAGCAUUUGACCUACGCACCUCUAACUUCUUCAUAUUGUCCUGGGAAAGUAGGAAAUAGAUGCAACAGUUUACUGGAAGAGGUGCAAACAUAAAUUGAAAUACAGUAUAUAAGGCAGAUUUUUCUACAAAUCCAGAAAGCCAUCCUUUCAUUGAAACAUUUCUGAUGAGGCUACGGUGAACAAAUUAAGGACAAGCUGUAUUUUAGUUGAUCAUUUUGCAAAAACCAUGCAAAAGUAUUAAAGUCUGAUGUAUCUUAUGCUUCAGUGAUCUUUCCUAUUUUUUUGGCUUUGUUAUGUGACGCUAUCCCAUUCAGAUAAAUGCCCAUUUCCUUAUUAGCGAUGUGUUUGUUUGUGGUCGAUCGCCUAAUUUAAAAUUACUCUCUCAGCUUUGGUUUUAACAUUCAUCUGUGGGUGGUUUAUAAUUACUAGAUUUAUUCCAUCCACCUCUGACACCAAAUCAGAUUCUAGUCCCUCCACAUCAGGCCAGCUGUUGAGCAUAAUGUUUUAAUAUAUGAAAUUUUGUCUUAGAUAUAAUUAACACGGACAGCUAUUCAGUACGGUUGCCUAAUUUACUUGCUAAGACAUAAUAGGGAAGGGCGAGGUGGAUUGUUUUGGUUUUGUAAUGAAUAGAGUGGUAAAGGGAAGGACGUCAGCCAAUGCUGUCAAUUAUCACUGUUUUUUUAUGAGCCAUGUUUGACAGAGAAGAAUCACAGCCGGCGUCUGGAUCACUUUCUCACCUGCUCCGCCUUUCCUUCCUCUGGCUUUCUCCCAUUCAUUCUCCAGAGGCUCAUUGUGCCUCCAUCUCUUGGCCUUCCCUCUUUUCUUCAAGACAUCACUAACCCACACUAAAUCUUCUUUAUUUUUGGCUUCACCUUUUUAGUUCCAUUGUUAAUAUAUAAAUACACUUCUUUUGUUUUAUUUAUUUUUUUCUCUCCUGUCCUCUUCUUCUUCUUUUCAAUACUAUCUUAUUUUCUUCAGAGGGUGUAGUGGGGUUGACAGGCAGUGAGCUCACAGUUGUAACCUCCCUGCCACCAUGCCAGGCGAGGCGCCACUUGAGGGUUUGGCUGCAGAUUGAAUAGCUCCCAGAGAUGUCAUAUCCAGACAGCCUCCCUGAAUUACAUUUCCUGGUCUUCCCUGCCUGGCUGCCUGCAUACCUCCACCAAUCAAAGCGGCCCGGAGUUGCCAUGUGGCUGCCCACUCUGCUCUGCCUGUAUUCUGUUUCUUUUCCUUCUUCUCUCGCUUUACCUCACCCCCCACCAGCACCCCCACUUACCAUCUCUGGGGUAUGUCCCUCACAGAAAUUAUUCCUUCACCACUUGUCGGGCAAUCCAGGCACUUUGAGGCAGAACAGCAGAUGGGCGAUCUGAUUGGCUGUCAGCUUAUGUUUAUUUCCUUGUUGUCAGGGUGUCAGAUGAGAUAAAACAUUGUUCUGCUGCAUUUGUCAUGUUCUCUCUGUGGGGCUGAUAAGAAAUGAGAAAAGUUUAGGUUAUAGGACAUGUGGUUGAACAGAUUGGGCCGCGGCUGUCAGAGGUGUUCCAUUGUAUAAUUUUUAAAACAGAUUUUUCUUUUUACUUUUGCUUGUUUUUCAAUGUUAAUCUUCUUUGCAUAUAUACAUUUUAACUUUGCUCCGUCAGCGUUCAGGAAUUUUAAUGAUCCUGAAUUUUAACUUAUAAUAUCUUUCAGCAAAAAGCGAUUAUUACUUGUGUCAUUGCAGGCAUUAGAUCACUCAAACAAACUUUGCAUUAAAAGAAAAAUUGGCAAAGAAAGGCAUGCUUUUGCUUUUUAUAUAUUCACACAGGAGUUGAGCUAAAAACUAUAAUAAUCUUAGCAUGUGUUUGGCUCAAGCCAGUGAUCCUCACUGUGGGGUUUUUUGUUACUGUGUGUGACCUGAAAAUGGGUUAUGUGAGUCGGAGCUAAGAAGGAGCACACUGUGGUUUUACUACUUGCAAAGUAGAGCUCUGGCUCUUGGUUUCUUUUGAUAAAUUGAUUAAUGAGGAACAGCCUCAACUGUAUGGGCUACAAACCCCAUAUACACGCAUGACUUGUGCAUGUAAAUUCCAAAAUAAAACACUUAAAGCAUCCAGUGCCAACAUCCAAUUGCACCCUCUGGAAUUGGAUAUGGUUUGGCUUUGUAAUCUAACAAACAGGUGGUGGAUUAAGCAUUCAUACCCACACUACUGGCACACAUAAACACAAACACACACACCUCAGGUGGUGGAGUGAGCUUCCAUGCUGUGUGGAUUUGUAUCUAAGCCGAGACAUAAAAGUGAACUGGCAGAAUAGGAGGUGUGCCUCUCCAGCCCUCCAGUCUGCUGAUUUGGGUUGAGUCUGUGUACAUGUGUAUUUGCACAUGAUUGCAUAAGAAAAUAAUGUAUUGAAGGAAGCGAUUUUUUUUUGCUUUGUAGUGUGCGUCUCUGUGCACAAAAUUCGGAUUUUCUUUCUUUUUUAUCAACCCCUCUGGCUUUUGGCAGAGCCUUUGCUCCACCCGUCCUUGAAUGUUAGCUGGAUACUCGUAGGUGCUGAAAAGAUUUUGGAUUACGGAGGAUAUUAUUGUGGGUUGAAAUAUGUUAGCCUUUAUGUGGGUGCAUUAUCACCCUGCACAAUUAGGAUUGUCUGAAUUUACUCUGGAUGACAUCACAUCUCAUGGUGGAGGUGGUGAAUGAAUCACGGUCAGGGUUUAUUUUAUUGCUAGGUUAAAAGAGUCCACAGACACUUGCUCUUGCACGUACACACUUCCAUUCACACACAUAUGCUCAAAUAUAAAAUCACUUCAUAAUCUAUGCAGCCAUGUCCUGUGUGCAGACUUUAUGUAUCAGCAUGUCUGCUGAUUCUUACACAGACAUGCAAACAUGCUCACAUGUCAUUGUAAUGCUUAUGAUGCUUGUUUAUGGAGGUGGAAAUUAGCAUUCUCCGUGGUUGUGUCUCUCAUAGGAGGGGAGGAUACGGAUUGUAAAUCUUGUUGAUCUGAGUACAAUGGCUUCGUCUUGCAGUGAUUGUGAUACCACAUCAUCGCGUCUGCAUGCUCACAAACUCGCACACAGUUGGUGUACCAAACCCCAGCUGCAUAGCUCCCUGCGUUGCCUGUCUCCAACCCAUGCUGAGUGUGUAAUGAGCGGAGCUUGAGUAAGAUUAAGGCAGAUAUUGUAUGGGGUUGGAGGAUUGGUUUCACUUUGAGUCUUAGUGUAGUGCCGGAGUUCACUCCAGUGCUUCUGCUGGCUGGCUGAAUGACCAACAGGAUCCCCACUGCUAGUCUCCUGUCAUUUGUCAUAGCGUUUUACUCAACACUGCUAAUGUGUUUUGAGGCAAACACGCACCACUCAUCAGGGGGUGUCUUUUCUUUGGAAAUAUGAACCCUGUUGUAAACUCUAGAGAAGUACACUGGGGCGAUGCCCAUGAAAGGAUGAGUGACAGUGGUAAAGAGGGGAAAAAUGGCAAGGAUAGAAGAAUGCUUUAUGGUGAGGAGAAAGGGAGGUUUUAGAUAUGUGAUGGGGUUUCCUUGCUCCCUGUGAAGGAAAACAAGAGGCUAGAAGGGGAAGGGAUUGUGAGAAGAAAAUGAUUUUAUGAGGAGGAGAAACAUCAAAGAAAGUACACGGGGAUAGGAGAGCAAAAAGAGAGAAAAAGAGAGCGGGCGAGAAGAAUGGGGCAGAGAGAAAAGAGGGCUAAACAGUAACAGAAAAGUUGAAAGACAGGAGAAAAGGAUGGGAUGUUCAGAUGAAGGGCUGGAAAGCAAGAGACCCAAGACAAAACACUCAGAGGGUGAGAUGGAGAGGAAGAAAGAGCGGGCCAAGCACUGCUAUCAUCUGGAAUCUAUAGAGAAUGAAUGGGCAGCAUGAAGAGGCUAUAAUCACAUCCAUCAACAACACUGUCUAUUACAGCCUGUUCUUCUUAUUCUACUUUGUCUUCCUCCCUCUGUCUCCCUAAACCACCAGCUCUGGUCAAUUCUCCGGCACACUAAAAAGAAGAUCUUUGUAAAGAGAACGCUGUAAUAUCAAUAGUUAUGCAAAGAAAAAAGAUUAAAGGCUGUACAUCUGGCUCCCAAUCCUCUUGGGCUACAAGAUGUGUCAUCCAUCAUUUUUCCAUGUGACUGUAAACUUUACUGACAUGAUUAGAAAGACAAAGAUGGAUACAAAAACAACCCAGAAGGCAUAAACAAGAGUGAUUAACCCCUGUGUUUGGUAUUCUAAAGUACGAGGACAGAGUAAGGAUUUAUAUACUGAUUUAGGUAAUAUAGUGUGAAGGAAAUAAUAAUAGCUGAAAUAAUUGUUGAUGCUGGGAGCCCUGUCAAAAUACCGGUCCAAAUUCUCCCAUAUGGCUGUAAUUGGGUUGAGAUAUGCUGAUUUGGAAUGCCAAACAUGUUAUUCAGAUGAUUAUUAUACCCAUCAAAUCAUUCACACACUGUGGGUGUGGACGUUGGCAUCAUGGUAGAUGGAGCUCCCAUCAGAAUAGAAAGUUAUUUUUAUAGGAUAAAGAUGAGUUGGAACUACUUUCUACUGAUUUGCAGUCCCACUUUGCUUAGUAGCCAAAUCAUGCCCGCGCAAUGAACCCUACAUAGCAGAGCCAUUGGAUCGCCUCAGUUGAGGGCUCAUGGGUUCAGGUUCUUGACUGUAAUUUGUCACCCACCUGUAAACAAUCUGCCCUAGUGCACUUAUCAUACAAAUACGUUGUGGAUGGAAAGCCAUAGCUUAAACCCUAUACUUAGCUAGCAGUAAUCCAGUGAAAGUGUUACCUGAUCAAGACCAUUUUAGUAAAUUGACUUUGCUAUCAAGCUAAUAGAUUGUGCUAAAUGUGGCAUGAGCCAUGGAGAGAAAGAGAUGGUGAUGAUCAAGAGCUGUUGCAUGAGGCUGAUAGGACAGCAACUUGAAGGGGGAUAAACCCCAUUCUUGUCCUCCUUCCCCCAUAGUUGUCUGUUUCUUCCCUUCUCCUAUAGCACGUAAAACUCUUCACUUUCUCUUGGCGGGGGAUCAAACGGAGCGUUCUGUUGGGAAAUUCAUUUAGGAUUCUGGCAUUUUUCAGGGGGUGUUUGGGCCAAUGGGCUGGCGAGCAAAGCAACAUCUGUUUUCAUGAAUACUUAAUGGCCGUGUGUCACCAGAGUCAAACGGCUGCUCUGAGAGCCGCUCCCACUGUUAUUACCAUCAUGGAUAUUUAGCCACCGGUUUCUCAUUAGGAUGUUUCUCUCUCCUGUCCCCACGGAGGGAACAAUUGGAUUAGCAGCUAGUUUUUACAGUAUGUGGUAGAGCCCUCUCCCUAUACUACAGGUUAUUUAUUUUUUUUACGUGGAGGUUUUAUUUGUAGUGUGACGCGUGCGUUUUAUUGGUAAGAGGUGAUACUUUAAUAUUAUAACACCAAGGGAAUGUGAAAGCAAUUUGCGCUGUAAAUCAAAGAGGACAAUUCAGUGAUAUUAUCCUGUAGGUGUAGGUGUUAGGGUGUAAAAAGAAAGCGAGAGGAAUCCUCCGCCUGCUUUAGCUCGGGCAGUAGCAACUGUCAGCAAAUCUGUCUGGAAACUUGUAGCUUAGAGCGAGUAUAGUUUGUAAGACAGUACUGCUGCUUUUCAGCUUUCUCUUAGUUUUGCUCAUCUCAGUGCAAAGAUGGUGCCCUGGGUCAUGGGGGUGAUGAUCAGGUCAAUGUGAACUCUCCACAAAUCAAGUCAGAGACCAAAAGUCAGGCAUGAAUGUUGCCAGGAUGAGGCACAACUUCAGGUUCAAUUUUUAAAAAUUGAAGAGAUACAGAUUAUUGUUUUGCAUAAUCUCCUAUUCCUGUUUUGUAACUUCAUCUUAGAAUUAUUUGGGGCUUUGUUUCCUGGCACAACAGCAGUAUUCAGCAGCAGGUGUGUGGGUGUGUGUGUGUGUGUG
This is a messenger RNA of Haplochromis burtoni (Burton's mouthbrooder), 12269 nucleotides long. It is a transcript of the gene fbxl17, whose product is annotated as F-box and leucine-rich repeat protein 17. Gene Ontology annotation, biological process: SCF-dependent proteasomal ubiquitin-dependent protein catabolic process. Gene Ontology annotation, molecular function: protein binding. Bases 233 to 1873 code for a protein of 546 amino acids. NCBI's taxonomy places the organism in Eukaryota, Metazoa, Chordata, Actinopteri, Cichliformes, Cichlidae. The record is from RefSeq and is a predicted model, not a curated record. The transcript is spliced from 9 exons. Gene Ontology annotation, cellular component: SCF ubiquitin ligase complex.